Molecule: messenger RNA, 483 nt
Organism: Anopheles coustani
Lineage: Eukaryota; Metazoa; Arthropoda; Insecta; Diptera; Culicidae
Product: protein obstructor-E-like
Exons: 2
Coding region: 1-483 (160 amino acids)
Cellular component (GO): extracellular region
Molecular function (GO): chitin binding
Source: RefSeq, a predicted model, not a curated record
AUGAUAAAAGGGACCGAUUACAUUCCGAAAGCGACCAGUUCCUGCCCUACGAUGAAAGGAUCAACACCGACAGUGCUUGCCUGCGUGCUGGUGGCGGUAGUAACCUUGGCGACUACCUGGGAAGGCGUGGCCGCCUUCGCUCAACCGAUUUGCCGGCAGAAGGGCCGGUACCUCAUCGCAAACCCGCAGGACUGCCGCUCGUACUACUAUUGCUUCGAGGGUGAACCGUUCUACGGUCUGUGCGCCGCUGGCCAUCGCUUCGACGAGGGGCGUCAGUCGUGCCUGCAGGCCUCCGUGCACGAGUGCUUCGCCUGCCCGCCGACAGGUGCCGUCCACCUGGCCAAUCCGGUUCGGUGCGAUCGGUACGUGCUCUGCUUCCACGGUGUAGCUCACGAGCGCAUCUGCCCUGUGGGACUCCUGUUCAACCAGGCAAUUGGCCAGUGCGAUCUGAUGAAGAAUGUCGUCUGCAACGGUCGUUCCUAA